Ipomoea triloba (trilobed morning glory) is the source of this 1752-nucleotide messenger RNA. Its product is annotated as phenylalanine--tRNA ligase alpha subunit, cytoplasmic. Gene Ontology annotation, biological process: phenylalanyl-tRNA aminoacylation. Gene Ontology annotation, molecular function: phenylalanine-tRNA ligase activity; ATP binding; tRNA binding. The record is from RefSeq and is a predicted model, not a curated record. NCBI's taxonomy places the organism in Eukaryota, Viridiplantae, Streptophyta, Magnoliopsida, Solanales, Convolvulaceae. The coding region runs from base 1 to 1506 and encodes 501 amino acids. Gene Ontology annotation, cellular component: cytoplasm; cytosol; phenylalanine-tRNA ligase complex. The transcript has 18 exons.
AUGGCAGAGGAUGCUGUACUAGGUUUCCUGGAGAAAAAUGAAGAGAUAUUGGACUCUGGCAAGUUCUCAGAGGAAAAAGGAAUCAGUCAUGAUGAGAUGGUCAAUGCUAUCAAAAGCCUUAAUGGCUUUGGAUUUGUCAUUGCACAGGACAUCAAGAGAGAGAGAUGGGUGCUUACUGAGGAGGGGAAAAUAUAUGCUACUGCUGGAUCACCAGAAGUCCAGCUCUUUUUAGCUAUAACCCCAGAGGGUAUAACACAAGAAGAAUUGCAGAAAAAGUUGGACCCUGCAAUUUUCAAAGUUGGAUGGCCACAAGCAAUGAAGAACAAGUGGGUGGAAAAGGGAAAGUCCAAUGUUUCAAGGAAAGUACAAAAUGUUGACGACACUGUUAAGGAUUUGCUUAUGCAAAUCCAGAAUGGUGAGGCAGUAGAUCCAAAAGAUAUUGAUGGUCUUAAGCGAAGAAAGUUGAUUGCCCAACAGAGUUGGAAAGGCUACUCAGUAAGGAAGGGUCCUAAGUAUGCUCCCAAAAGGAUAAAAGAAGCUACUGACCUCACUCGGGAGAACCUGCAUAGUGGUGAUUGGAAGAACCUGAAAGAGUACAACUUCAGUGCUAAAGGCCAGCCAGUUGAAGGGAAAGAGUACAACUUCAGUGCUAAAGGCCAGCCAGUUGAAGGGGGCCAUCUUCAUCCAUUGCUCAAGGUGCGGCGCCAAGUUCAGAUGAUAUUUCUUCAAAUGGGCUUUGAGGAGAUGCCGACAAACAACUAUGUUGAAAGCAGCUUUUGGAAUUUUGAUGCCCUUUUCCAGCCGCAACAACACCCUGCCCGUGAUUCGCAUGAUACUUUCUUUUUGAAAGAGCCUUCCACUACAAGGGAGCUCCCUGAAGAUUAUGUUGAGCUAGUUAAGAAAGUUCAUGAGUCUGGUGGCUAUGGAUCUCGAGGAUAUGGGUAUGACUGGAAAAGAGAUGAAGCAAACAAGAAUCUAUUGCGGACACAUACUACUGCUGUUUCAUCAAGAAUGCUGUAUAAGCUGGCACAGAACAAACCAUUUGCUCCGAAGAAGUACUAUUCUAUUGAUCGUGUUUUUAGAAAUGAAGCUGUUGACCGCACGCAUCUUGCUGAGUUCCAUCAAAUUGAAGGUUUAGUAUGUGAUCGUGGUCUUAGUCUUGGUGACUUGAUUGGGGUUCUUCAUGAUUUCUUCGCUCGCUUAGGAAUGUCCAAGCUUCGGUUCAAACCUGCUUAUAAUCCCUAUACUGAGCCCAGCAUGGAAAUAUUCAGUUACCAUGAAGGGUUUAAGAAAUGGGUGGAAGUUGGAAAUUCUGGAAUGUUUAGACCUGAAAUGCUGCUUCCCAUGGGACUUCCGGAAGAUGUUCGGGUUAUUGCUUGGGGCCUUUCCCUUGAAAGGCCAACCAUGAUACUUUAUGGGAUUGACAAUAUUAGAGAACUGUUUGGUCACAAGGUGGAUCUUGGUCUGAUAAAGAAAAAUCCAAUAUGCCGCCUUGGACUCAACUAAAUGGCUCACCUUUCUUUCUGUGCUCUUUUGUUUGGUUAGAGUAGAUUGAGUACAGGAUAUAUAUCUUCUCAGAUUCCAUUGCCCAUUUGUUCUACACCGUAUUUUACAAGUGUUUACUUGAUGUGAUGUUUAGACUAAUUGUUGUGUUAAUUGAGGGUAAUUACUUUUUUCUCGUUAUGGCCAAGCAUCACCAGGGAGACAUUUUUCAGUGGAUCAUGAAUAAAAUUUACAUUUUUUUUUUGAAAA